AUGGGGAAGUAUAACAAUAUGAGUUGGGUCUUGGCUUUUGUAGGGUUUAUGCUCUUGGGUGGGAUUUGCAAGGCUAAUGGAGCUAUCUAUAAUUAUGAUUUUGUUCUGAGAGAAGAAAAUUUUACAAAGCUUUGCACCACAAAGAGCAUCUUAACAGUGAACGGGAGUUUUCCGGGGCCGACCAUCACUGUUCGGAAAGGAGACACUGCUUUUGUGAAUGUCCACAACCAAGGAUUAUAUGGUCUCACCAUUCAUUGGCAUGGAGUGAAAAACCCGAGAAAUCCAUGGUCGGAUGGACCCGAGAACAUAACUCAAUGCCCUAUUCCUGCCGGAACAAACUUUACGCACGAAGUUAUAUUCUCCAGUGAAGAAGGAACAUUAUGGUGGCAUGCUCACAGUGAUUGGACACGUGCCACUGUUCAUGGUGCCAUCAUUAUUCUACCAGCUCUCAACACCAGUUAUCCAUUUGUAACGCCAGAUGCACAAGAAACACUUAUUCUAGGAUCCUGGUUCAAGGGAGAUGUGAAUGAAAUAAUUGAAGAGGCCCUUGCAACAGGUGGCGACCCCAACAUUUCAGACGCCUUCACAAUAAAUGGAGAGCCCGGAGAUCUGUAUGAUUGUUCCAAUGAGACAACAUAUCGUUGGUUAGUUGAUUAUGGCAAGACCUAUCUUCUCCGCGUAAUCAAUGCCGUGAUGAACGAAGAACAUUUCUUCGCCAUCGCCAACCACAACCUCACAGUGGUAGCUCAAGACGCUGCAUACAUAAAACCUAUAACCACCUCAUACGUCAUGAUAACUCCAGGCCAAACCAUGGACAUUUUGGUCACUGCUAACCAGUCUCCAAGCCACUAUUACAUAGCUUCUACUUCUUUUGUUGAUGGGGACGUUGCAUUCAACAACAGCACCACCACUGCUAUUCUUCAAUACAACGGCAACUACAGUGCCCCCUCAACCAUCCCCUUACCGAAUCUUCCCGAUCACGACGACGACACAGCUGCUGCAAACUUCACUACGCAAGUGAGGGCCUUGGCAAGCGAAGAGCACCCCAUUAGUGUCCCCGUAAACAUCUCACAUAGGCUCUUCAUCACUGUUUCUAUAAAUGAAAGAAUUUGUCCCAAUUCUUCUUGUGAUGGGCCAGAUAACAACGCACUUGCUGCAAGCUUAAACAACAUCAGUUUUGUGACUCCAUCCAUUGAUAUACUGCAAGCAUAUUAUGGGGGAAUUAAUGGAGUUUACACACCUAAUUUCCCAGACAAACCGCCUUAUUUUUUCAACUUCACGGGACUCGUACAAAACAACACAAUAUAUCCGAGCUUUGCGACGAAGGUGAAGAUGAUUAAAUAUGGUAAAGAAGUUGAGAUAAUCUUCCAAGGGACCAGCAUGAUUGCCGCUGAGAACCAUCCAAUGCAUCUCCAUGGUUUCAGCUUCUAUUUGGUUGGAACUGGUUCUGGGAAUUUCAACAGUACGACGUCACCUAAGACCUACAAUUUGGUUGAUCCACCAGAAGUAAACACCAUUGGUGUACCGAAGAAAGGGUGGGCAGCCAUCAGAUUUGUAGCUGAUAAUCCUGGAGUAUGGUAUAUGCACUGUCAUUUGGAAAGGCAUUCCAGCUGGGGAAUGAACACUGUGCUCAUUGUGAGGAAUGGAAACACCACUGAAACCAGCAUUCUCCCACCACCUGCGUAUAUGCCUCCUUGUUCCAAGUCUUAAAUUUAGAAAUGUAACCAGAGUAUACAUAUUUAUAUCUUGAGACUUGAUUGUAUUUGUUAGAAUAAUUGUAUCAUCCAAGUUUCUGUAAUAAAAUAGACUGAAUAUGAGAGUGUGUGAAAUAUAGUAUUCUCUGUGA
This is a messenger RNA of Prunus avium (sweet cherry), 1846 nucleotides long. Its product is annotated as laccase-15-like. Gene Ontology annotation, biological process: lignin catabolic process. The record is from RefSeq and is a predicted model, not a curated record. Gene Ontology annotation, molecular function: hydroquinone:oxygen oxidoreductase activity; copper ion binding. NCBI's taxonomy places the organism in Eukaryota, Viridiplantae, Streptophyta, Magnoliopsida, Rosales, Rosaceae. Gene Ontology annotation, cellular component: apoplast.